This is a messenger RNA of Pistacia vera, 737 nucleotides long. RefSeq names its product anaphase-promoting complex subunit cdh1-like. The coding region runs from base 89 to 541 and encodes 150 amino acids. NCBI's taxonomy places the organism in Eukaryota, Viridiplantae, Streptophyta, Magnoliopsida, Sapindales, Anacardiaceae. The transcript is spliced from 2 exons. The record is from RefSeq and is a predicted model, not a curated record.
UUGAAACCCAUCAAACUCUCCUCUUUAACUGCUCAAGAUUGAUUGAGCAAUUUAAAAGGAGCUAUAACUUCUUCAUUAUUUGCUCAAUAUGGCUCUGAUUGGUAGAUUCAGUUCUUUAAAGCCAAGAAAUAUGCACCUCGCUGUGUCCAUUAAUUUUGAAGCCCUAUUCAACCAAAAAAAUAUGACGUUAAAGGGGGACAAUGAUCCACAAAUCAAUGGAGACAAUCUUGACAGCACACUGGCAGUCAAUAGUAUCAACGCUAAUGUUAACUUGAAUGUUGUAGAAGAAGAAGAUAAUAUAAGCAAUGGUAACAUCUUGAAUGUUGCAGAGAAAGAUAAAAACACUAUAGCAUUCUUAGCGACUGUGAUCGACGAGGGAAGUCCUCCAGAAACCAAUGAUUUACUCAAUACAAAUAACACUACUACACAAUCAAAUCCACCAACAACCGACACUGGAAAACCUCCAGUAACUAAUCCUGCUCCUGAUGCUGUUACUUCAUCAACAACGAGCCAAAAGAACACCAACUCAUCAUCCUCUUAACUAUUUAGCUUUUAUUAAUAACUAAUGUUGCAGAAGAAUAAAUUAUCUUGUGUGUGUGUGUCCAGUCAGUCAUAGUGGUGGGCUAGUUAGCUGGUAGAUUUAAUAUUCCUCAUCAUGGAAUCUGAUCGAUAAAUCUACUUAGUUCAUUUUUAAUUUCCCAUGUUCUUGUUUCUGUUCUUUUAUCAUUUGUUUUUGU